Cokeromyces recurvatus is the source of this 855-nucleotide messenger RNA. RefSeq lists its product as uncharacterized. Lineage: Eukaryota; Fungi; Mucoromycota; Mucoromycetes; Mucorales; Mucoraceae. The record is from RefSeq and is a predicted model, not a curated record. The transcript is spliced from 2 exons. The coding region runs from base 159 to 710 and encodes 183 amino acids.
GACAAGUCUCUUCUUUCAAUCAAAAAUACGCAGAUUCUUUCAAGAAUGAAAAUAUAAAAUAUUCUUUGGUUUGUUCAGAAGAAAUAGCACUUUCAGAUUUAACCCUUCAUAAUAAAUCAGCCCCUGUAUCUCCAAAAAGUUCUCUUUCACGUUCUACAAUGACAAAUUCGACAGAUAAUGAUAUAGACAGAGUGACAAGCCCUAUUAAUUAUGCACAUUCAAUUGAUAGCGUAAACUCAACUUACAAUGUUAAAAAUAAUACAUUAUGUUAUCCUUCAAGUGAAAGUUCACCAGAAUUAGUGUCUCAUCAUUCGUUUUCCAUUCAUGACACUUUAAGCAGAGACUCUUUUGAAACAGAGACUUUAUGUCCACCUAGUGAUCGUUCAUCAUUGUAUAAUAUUUCAUCAUCUCUUCCAGAACAAGUAGUUAUUCCCUCAACAAUACAUAAUCAUACCAGAAGGAUGCAUUCAUAUAGUAGUUCGCCCUCAAUAUUAAGGGAGCAAAUAUCUAUAUCAAUUCCAACGAACGAGAAAAACAAUAUUCCAAAUAGACAAGAUACCAUUAAUAACCAAUGUCGAUUUAUAGCAUUGAAAGCAAGACCAUGGCUUAGUCCUUUCUAUUUAGCCAUUGUCUCAUGCGCAUUACUUUUAAUUUCUAUUUUGUAUAUGAUUAUUUAUAAUAUUUCUAUGCUUAUAAUAAAGAAGACAUAAGAUAGAUGAGUGGAGGGAAUUAAUAAUCCUUCCAUUUUGUAUAUAAACAAUAUAUUUGAUAUUCUUUUGCCUAAUAUACAAACAGCUCAAAAAAAAAAAUGAAUCCUCUGUUUACAAAUAGGCAAGAAUAGCUCCAUUUCGAAAG